Molecule: messenger RNA, 3741 nt
Organism: Chara braunii
Lineage: Eukaryota; Viridiplantae; Streptophyta; Charophyceae; Charales; Characeae
Source: the annotation of a GenBank genome assembly
CCCAAGAGGAGAAAGUUGCUGCCAUUCUGAGAGAAAAGAAAUGGAAGAUGGAGAAGCGAGAGCUAAUUAAGCAGGCAAAGAUGUUGGUUUGAUAGAAGAGCAAGAGGCGAAGAAGAAACAGAUGGAGGAGGAAUUGGAGAAAUGGAAGAAGGAACAGGAGGAGAAGCUGGUGGCAGUAGAAGCAGAAGCAGAAACAAAAGAAGAAGAAGAAGAAGAAGAAAAAGAAGAAGAAGAAGAAGAAGUAGAGGAACCCUUGCAGAGGAAUGUGAGAAUUGAAGAGAGGGAGGAAUCGAGUGGAGCGCGAGAAAGAGAAGCAAAGAUGGAGAAGAUGGUAACUGAAUUGGUGGCAAAUCUAGCCCGGGGGGAAGAAGAGGAGGCUAUGUUGCUUGUCCCCCAGGCAGAAACGGAGGCGGUCGUAAGAAAGUUGCAAGCGGAGGAGGACCCCUUGUGCCGUCAGGCCAAGGAUGAGGAGAAGAGAUUGGAGUGGAAGUUGCACCUUGCAAGAGACAAAACAAGGCGGUUGGAGGCGGCAUACAAGAUGGAGAGAAAGUUAAGGGCUGCUGAAGAGCAACAGGGGCAACUGAGAGCACAAGAAGAUCUCCAAAGAAAGAUAGAGCUCCUGUCCCAGAAUAUGGAUGUAAUUCCAAAAUGCCAACAUGAAGCGAGUGUCACGGUCGCUAACGAUGUCUUCCGGAACGUCGUGGCUGCAAACCCAGCUAGUGUGCAAGAUGCGCACAAGCUCGAGAGUCGUGGCGUAGUACUUGCGAGGGAGAAAUCACGCGUACUUACUCAAUCGGUCAACGACCGUGAGGAUGUCGUCGUGCCCGAAGCGAUUGCGGGAAAACGGGCCGGUGACGUCCAUAGCAAUGGAGAGGUUGGGUUCCUAAGUGCUGAAGGUGGCGAUACCCGUCUUGGGACAAAUCUCAGCAAUCUGACUGAGGAGUUCGGAAUCUCAAUAAACUCUGACUGUGUGAUCAGGACUGUGUAUCACAAGUACCUGCAUCCCAAGGAAGUCCUCAUCAGUGACGGGGUCCUCAACAGAGAGAUCAAUCAUCGACUCACCCUCCAUGUCGCUGCACUAUGUCGCCUUCUCGCCAUCCCCUUUGACCCUGAUUGCACCCUCCCGAUCAUUCCAGUACAACUCGGGACCUCCAUGAGGGUGUACUUAGCGUUGUGGGAUUCCGGUUCUCAAGGCGACUUCAUUCACCCACGUGUGGUGAAGGAAGCACGCUUACUCAUGACAGGGUCUCUGAAUCUCAUCUCCGUCACCCUAGGAGAUGACAAGACCCAACGCUUCUUCGAUCAGACGGUCACCGACCUCCCUUUCUUCCUCACUCUGGAGCCAAUUGAUCGUUCCCCGGCGUCUCGUCGCCACCGCGCCUCUGCACAUUUCGAUGAGAUGGAAACGGUGUACGACCUUAUUCUCGGUACUCCGUGGUCUCGUCGUUUUCGCAGCACUGAGGCCGAUUGGGCGACCAACACUCUCGUUCUCAAAACGAAGUGUGGACAAACGUAUCGCAUACCUUUCAUAGGUACCACCGCGACACCACACCCCGACCCUCCUCCCCCGGAGCCUUCCGUGCCCACACCAUCUCCUACUCUCACCGUCACCUCGGCUCGGCAGUUCGCUCACUUCACCCGACAGGACGACGUCACCUUCUUUACAGUGAAUGUUAUGGAUCUCUUGCACUAUGAUCCACCGUGUCCCGAUGCCGAGCUCAUCUCUCUGGAGCCAGAUCCUCCUUCUAUCUCCAUGGCUCUCAUCUCUUUCCCCCCUCCACCCUUCGUCAAGUCCACCCCGUUGCCGCGCGCCGACGCUGACGCUAAAAAACUCGCACGCUAUACGACCGACCUGGAGCCUGCAGUUUGUGACGUCAUUCGAGAGUACCACGACGUUUUCUCAUCGUCGUUCUCAUACGUCGGCAUCCCACCAAUGCGCGACGUCAAGCAUUCCAUCCAGCUUGUGCCUGACUAUCGUGUUCACCACCAGGCACCCUACAGACUCUCGAUUCCCGAGGCCACUGAACUCAAGCAUCAGCUUGAGGAGCUCCUGAGACUGGGUUUCAUCAAACCCAGCAAUUCCUCGUGGGGUGCACCCGUCCUCUUUGCUCGCAAAGCGGAUGAAACUCUCCGUCUCUGCAUCGAUUAUUGCGGUCUCAACCACUACACGGUGCAGAACAACUACCCCAUGCCUCGUUCCGACGAGCUGUUCGACCGCCUAGCAGGCAACCAUUUCUUUGUGAAGAUUGAUCUUCGUAGCGGUUACCAUCAGAUCCGCGUCGCUGCAGCGGACCAACCGAAGACAGUGUUCCGAUCGCGCUUCGGCCACGGUGAUGCCAUUUGGCCUCACCAACGCACCUGCUACCUUCCAAACGACGAUGAACGACAUGUUCAGGGACAUCCUGGAGCAGUUUUUCUUACAAAGUCGAAGCUCACUCCUCGACAGGCUCGUUGGUGGCACGACCUAUCCGAGUUUAGUUUCACCCUUGAGCACAUCAAGGGUGAGACCAAUUGGGUCGCAGAAGCCUUAUCCCGGCGCCCUGACCAUAAUCCGGAGCAGAUCCAGCUCACUGCCAUCUUGGUCACCACCGUCCACCACUCGGUGACCGACGAGUUUCGCACUCAGUACUGCCACUGCCCCGACUAUUGCAACAUCCGUGCGACCCUUCGGAGUGGCAAGACCGUCCCGAACUACUCUCUCGGGGACAACGGUCUUGUGUACUGGCACGGUUCACAGGGCACCAGAGAAUCCCGCAUUUGCGUUCCCUCCACUGGACAACUACGUGUUCGGGCAGUCGCAGAGUUCCAUGACCAGGCAGCCACCGGUCAUAUGGGCUUUCACAAGACGUUCGUUCGUGUGAGCCGCCUGCACGUUUGGCCGAAGCGUAAGGACUUUGUGAAGGACAACGUUGCAGAGUGUCCCACUUGUCAGCAAGUCAAUAAUACGAACUACUUGCCUUAUGGUUUGCUCCAGCCUCUUCCUAUUCCUGAGGGUCCUUGGCAGUCCAUCUCGAUGGACUUUAUUGUUCCUUGCCGCUAUGCCAUCAGUGCACGAGAGGUCACGAACAUCGUGUUUGACCGAGUCGUGCGUGACCACGACUUACCUCUAAGCAUCAUAUUUGACCGUGACCCUCACUUUACCAGCCGAUUCUGGCGACGGCUCCACGAGGUGUACGGCACCCAGCUCCGCUUCUCCUCGUCUUACCAUCCCCAAACUGAUGGUCAGACCGAGGUCAAGAACAAGACUCUCGGAGAUAUUCUCCGAAAGAUUGUCCGUGACGACCAGCAGUUGGAUCUCUAUCUUGCCCACGUGGAGAUAGCCUACAACCACACCGUCUCGCCGGCUACAGGGAUGUCGCCUUACUAUUGCGACCACGACUAUCACCCUCGUGUUCCCGCGGACUUCCUUCGACCGUCAGAGUUGCAUUCCGACAGGAGUUGUCCCGCGCUAGAUGAUUGGGUUGGACACAUGAUGUCGAUCAUGAAGACUGCGCAUGAGCACAUGACCGCUUUCCAAACUUGCAUGGCCGCACGUGCGAACCAAUCGAGGAUGGAUCAUCCAUUCAAAGUCGGCGAUGAUGUGCUUGUCGAUGUCCGCCACUUACAAUUCGAAGCGGCUUCACAAGUUCCGACGUCACUUCUUUGGCCCAUGCCACAUUCUCCAGGCCGUCGGUUCUGAUACGACAUCUAGCCCGGUCAACUUCUGUGUGAAGUUGUACCUACGCCAGGGUCUUGUGCACG